Mauremys reevesii (Reeves's turtle) is the source of this 6739-nucleotide messenger RNA. RefSeq names its product kinase D interacting substrate 220 (gene KIDINS220). Bases 223 to 5553 code for a protein of 1776 amino acids. The transcript is spliced from 30 exons. The record is from RefSeq and is a predicted model, not a curated record. Gene Ontology annotation, molecular function: protein binding. NCBI's taxonomy places the organism in Eukaryota, Metazoa, Chordata, Testudines, Geoemydidae.
CGCACGUGACCGGCUCCGAGGAGGGGGACAAGGAGGAGGCAAGAUGGCCGCCGCCUCUGGGUGCAGGUGAAGAGCCCUGGGAGCUGCCACCGCCCGCGGACCGGAGCCAACCGCCGCCGCCUCGGCAGAAUCUCCCGGGACCGGAGAGGCCGCUCGCGGGGGUCGGUCCAGCCGGCUCAGGGGUAUAUACUGUUAUAGAAGUACUUGAAGUAUUAUCUAAAAAUGGCAAGUCUCAUGACUCAGAGUCUUGUGACCUAUGUAGAAGAGGAAAAUGUUCCUGCUCUAAAAGCACUUCUUGAGAAGUGCAAAGAUGUGGAUGAAAGAAAUGAGAAUGGUCAGACUCCAUUGAUGUUGGCUGCUGAGCAAGGCAAUUUAGAAAUUGUCCAAGAAUUGCUCAAGAAAGGAGCUAACUGCAACCUGGAAGAUGCAGAUAACUGGACAGCUCUUAUUUCGGCAGCUAAAGAAGGUUAUGUAGACAUUGUAGCAGAGCUGCUUAACUGUAAUGUAAAUUUGGAGCACCGGGAUAUGGGAGGGUGGACAGCCCUAAUGUGGGCAUCAUAUAAAGGUUGCACUAAAGUAGCUGAGCUGCUUCUUCAGAAAGGAGCAAACCCAAACGUCACUGGGCAGCAAUAUAGCAUUUAUCCAAUCAUUUGGGCAGCAGGACGUGGCCAUUCAGAUAUCGUACAUCUCUUGCUGCAACAUGGAGCUAAAGUCAACUGCUCUGAUAAAUAUGGAACCACACCGUUGAUUUGGGCUGCUAGGAAGGGUCAUUUGGAAUGUGUGAAAUAUUUGCUGCAGAUGGGCGCUGAUGUUGAUCAAGAAGGGGCUAACUCUAUGACUGCCCUUAUUGUAGCAGUAAAAGGUGGUUACACUGACUCAGUAAAGGAAAUUCUGAAAAGGAACCCAAAUGUAAAUUUAACAGAUAAAGAUGGAAAUACAGCUUUGAUGAUUGCAUCAAAAGAAGGGCAUACUGAAAUUGUGCAGGAUCUACUUGAUGCAGGAACUUAUGUGAACAUUCCUGAUAGGAGUGGAGACACUGUGUUGAUAGGGGCUGUUAGAGGAGGUCAUGUUGAAAUUGUGAGGGCCCUGCUACAUAAAUAUGCUGACAUAGACAUUAGAGGUCAGGAUAGCAAAACUGCUUUAUAUUGGGCUGUUGAAAAAGGAAAUGCGACAAUGGUGAGGGAUAUCUUGCAAUGCAAUCCUGAUACUGAAAUGUGUACAAAGGAUGGAGAAACGCCUCUUAUAAAAGCAACCAAGAUGAGAAAUAUUGAUAUAGUAGAGCUUCUGCUGGAUAAAGGAGCUAAGGUUUCUGCUAUUGACAAGAAAGGAGAUACUCCACUUCAUAUUGCCAUUCGUGGACGAAGCCGUAAACUUGCAGAAUUGCUUUUAAGAAAUCCAAAAGAUGGCAGACUGCUUUAUAGACCCAACAAAGCAGGAGAGACACCUUAUAACAUUGACUGUAACCACCAAAAAAGUAUUUUAACUCAGAUAUUUGGUGCCAGGCAUUUGUCUCCUACUGAAACUGAUGGAGACAUGCUGGGCUAUGAUCUCUAUAGCAGUGCCUUGGCUGAUAUUCUCAGUGAGCCAACCAUGCAGCCACCUAUCUGUGUAGGGCUGUAUGCCCAAUGGGGAAGUGGGAAGUCUUUUUUGCUCAAAAAACUGGAAGAUGAAAUGAAAACUUUUGCAGGACAGCAGAUUGAACCUCUGUUCCAGUUCUCUUGGCUUAUUGUAUUCCUUACACUCUUGCUGUGUGGAGGGCUGGGUUUAUUGCUUGCUUUCACAGUGGACACAAUGCUCGGAAUAGCUGUGGCACUGAGCUUAUUAGCAGUUCUAUACAUAUGCUUUACUGUGAUUUACUUUGGUGGCCGAAGAGAAGGAGAAAGCUGGAACUGGGCCUGGGUAUUAAGUACAAGGUUGGCAAGACAUAUGGGGUACUUGGAGCUGCUUCUCAAACUGAUGUUUGUGAACCCACCAGAAUUACCAGAGCAAACCACUAAAGCUUUACCUGUCAGAUUUCUAUUUACUGAUUACAAUAGACUGUCCAGUGUAGGUGGUGAAACGUCAAUGGCUGAGAUGAUUGCUACCCUUUCUGAUGCAUGUGAAAGGGAGUUUGGUUUCUUAGCAACAAGACUUUUUCGAGUGUUCAAGACAGAAGAUACACAAGGUAAAAAGAAAUGGAAGAAAACCUGCUGUCUCCCAUCUUUUGUUAUCUUCCUUUUCAUACUUGGUUGCAUUAUUGCUGGGAUCACACUGCUGGUCAUCUUUAAUGUAGAUCCAAAGAACAUGACGGUGAAUGCUAUUCUGAUAUCAGUUGCAUGUGUUGUUGGUUUGGCGUUUAUCUUGAACUGUCGUACAUGGUGGCGAGUGUUGGACUCAGUCUUAAAUUCCCAGAGAAAACGUCUUCAUAAUGCUGCUUCCAAGCUCCACAAACUGAAAAGUGAAGGGUUCAUGAAGGUUCUGAAGUGUGAAGUGGAACUGAUGGCUAAAAUGGCAAAAACUAUUGAUAGCUUCACUCAGAAUCAGACAAGACUUGUCGUAAUUAUUGAUGGAUUGGAUGCUUGUGAACAAGACAAAGUUCUACAGAUGCUUGACACAGUACGAGUCCUGUUUUCAAAAGGCCCAUUUAUUGCCAUUUUUGCAAGUGACCCACAUAUUAUUAUAAAGGCAAUUAACCAGAACCUCAAUAGUGUGUUACGUGAUUCAAACAUAAAUGGACAUGAUUACAUGAGAAAUAUAGUCCAUUUGCCUGUUUUUCUUAAUAGUCGUGGGCUCAGUAGUGCAAAAAAGCUGAUGGUAGCUUCAACUACCAAUGGAGAUAUUCCAUAUACAGAUACUUCAGGAAUACAUGAAGAAGUUGACAGAAGAGUUUCUCAGAAUAGCCUUGGAGAGAUGACCAAACUUGGCAGCAAAACUGCUCUUAAUAGACGGGAUACUUACCGAAGGCGACAGAUGCAGCGGACUAUUACACGCCAGAUGUCUUUUGAUCUGACCAAGCUUCUGGUUACAGAGGACUGGUUCAGUGAUAUCAGUCCUCAGACCAUGAGAAGAUUACUCAAUAUUGUUUCUGUGACAGGACGUUUAUUGAGAGCUAAUCAGAUCACUUUCAAUUGGGAUAGACUGGCUAGCUGGAUCAACCUUACAGAGCAGUGGCCAUACAGGACAUCUUGGCUCAUAUUGCAUCUGGAAGAGACUGAAGGUGUUUCAGAUCAGCUUACUUUAAAAACCAUCUACGAGAGAAUUUCAAAGAAUAUUCCAACAACUAAAGAUGUUGAACCUCUGCUUGAAAUUGAUGGGGACAUACGGAAUUUUGAAGUAUUUUUAUCUUCACGGACACCAGUUCUUAUAGCACGUGAUGUAAAAACCUUUUUGCCGUGUACUGUAAACUUAGAUCCAAAGCUACGAGAAAUCAUUUCAGAUGUUCGUGCUGCAAGAGAUCAAAUGAAUAUUGGAGGAUUACCAUAUUCCACAAUGCCCUUACCUGAGGCACCAGCCAGAGCAUCAUCAGUGUUCAGUCAGCCUUCAUCAGUCUGCUCUUCAUCCACUUCCUUCAAUGGGCCUUUCAAUGGUGGAGUUGUAUCACCACAACCUCAUAGCAGCUACUACAGUGGCAUGACAGGACCUCAGCAUCCAUUCUAUAAUCGACCAUUCUUUGCCCCAUAUAUUUACAUGCCAGGGUAUUACCCUGGCAGUUCUCAUCACAUCUCACGUCCAUCACUAAAAACGGGUUUGUCCAGAGAUCAGAACAAUGGCCUACUGUGUAAAUCUGGGUUAAACAAACAGAAACAGGGAACAGGAACAGUCACAGGAUCAGCCACUGGAGGAUCACAUGUGCCUUUGAGCUCAAUGAAUGUGGAAGCCGUAUGUGAGAAGCUGAAACAGACAGAAGGGCUGGAUCAGAGUAUGCUACCUCAAUAUUCUGCAACUAUAAGAAAGGCAAACAUAAAUGGUCGUGUCUUGGCUCAAUGUAACAUCGAUGAACUGAAGCGAGAGAUGAACAUGAAUUUUGGUGACUGGCACUUGUUCAGAAGCACAGUACUCGAAAUGAGAAAUACAGAAAAUCAGGUUGUUCAUGAAGAUUCUCGUGCAGUGAGUGAACAUGUUACCAAUGUGAUUCCUCACAAUGAGCUUGCUCAUCGUCCUGUGCAUAAUAGUGAAUUGCCUCAUACUGAGCUUACAGGAAUUUCUGCUCAGGUUCCCUACGCUCUCAACUUCAGCUUUGAAGAACUGAACACAAUUGGUCUCGAUGAAGCUCCUCCACAUCACAGUAAUUUGAGCUGGCAGUCACAAACUCGCAGAACUCCAAGUCUUUCAAGUCUCAAUUCUCAAGAUUCUAGUGUAGAAAUCUCAAAGCUUACUGAUAAGGUGCAGGCAGAAUACAGAGAUGCAUAUAGAGAAUAUAUUGCUCAAAUGUCACAGCUAGAAGGAGGUGCAAGUUCUACCACUGUAAGUGGUAGAUCUUCCCCACAUAGCACAUCAGCUUUCUAUAUGGGGCAGAGCACAUCAGGGGGCUCCCUCCAUUCCAGUAUAGAACAAGAAAAAGGAAAGGAUGGUGAACAGAAACAAGAUGAUGGACGAAAGUCCUUUCUGAUGAAGAGGGGUGAUGUUGUAGAUUACAGUACUUCAGGUGUUUCCAUUAAUGAUGCAUCUCCUUUGGACCCUAUCACUGAAGAAGAUGAAAAAUCUGAUCAGUCUGGUUCCAAGCUUCUUCCAGGAAAGAAAUCUUCAGAAAGAACAAGCAUUUUCCAGGCAGCAGAUUUAAAACUAAAAGGAGUUACUUUGCGCUAUCAGAAACUGCCAAGUGAUGAAGAUGAAUCUGGAACAGAAGAAUCAGAUAACACUCCACUUCUCAAGGAAGGAAAGGAUAAGAAAAUGGAUGGGAAAGUGGACAAGCAACCAAAAUCCCCAGAACAUGGAUCUGAGCCUAUUAGAACCUUCAUCAAAGCAAAGGAGUACUUGACAGACGCCCUUUUAGACAAAAAGGAUUCCUCUGAUUCUGGUGUGAGGUCCAGUGAAAGUUCUCCAAACCACUCCCUCCACAAUGAUGGAGCGGAUGAUUCACAGCUUGAAAAAGCAAAUCUCAUUGAGCUUGAAGAUGACAGCCACAGUGGAAAGAGAGGAAUUCCACACAGUCUGAGUGGCCUUCAAGAUCCAGCUGUGGCACGCAUGUCAAUUUGCUCAGAAGACAAGAAAAGCCCUUCAGAGAGCAGCUUAAUAGCAAGCAGUCCUGAAGAGAACUGGCUUGCUUGCCAGAAAGUCUAUAAUCUAAACAGAACACCUAGUACAGUCACCCUAAAUAAUAACAGUGCUCCAGCCAAUCGAGCUAAUCAAAAUUUUGAAGAAAUUGAAGAUAUCAGAGAGUCUUCUCAAAUCAUCCUGCGCCCUGGCUCCAGCUCCAACUCAGCUGCAGUUCAGAAUGAGAACCUAAAAAGCGUGGCUCUCAAGCGAAGCCAGCGUUCAAGUUAUACCAGGCUUUCGAAAGAUUCUUCAGAGCUCCAUGGUGUUACAGCCUCGGACACUGCAGGUUUUGGAGAAGAGAGAGAGAGUAUUCUGUGAAAGGAACAAACAAAAUUAAAACAGAGCAUGUCUGUAUGUCAGAAUUUUCUUAAAAUCCCUGGUUUGUCAGUUCAUGAUCAUGCUAGACACUUUUUAUCUCUUUCAGUAACCUCCACUAACAAACCUGGUUUUUUUUCCAGGCAUUUUUUUUUUAAAGAAAAAAUAACCUACACUAUAAAAUAUUUCAUUACCCCUCCCCCUAAUUUAUACUGCUAGCAAAUAUUAUGCUCUUUUCCACAAAUGAAAGCAGUUCGUGUCUUUCUGCAUGGGAAUCAAAUUUCGUGCCAGAGAAUUUUGGAGGAAAAGAUGUUUUAGGAUUAAGUAGGUCAGGAGUAUUUCAUAUAAAAGUAAAACAUAGACAUUAAAUGUCUGCUGCAAUGCACAAACUCACAUUUUGUUAUCCCUUCUAAAAAUUCCAAUUAAACAGAUUACUUUUAGAAAAACAUUGUACCAUGUAUUCCCAUCUGAAUUUACAGAAGCCAGAAGACACGAUAUUAAAAUCCCUCAGGCCCUUGGUAACAUGAAAUUUCAUACUUUUCAUUAAUUAGUUGAUCUCUAAAAGUAUGUGCAACAUAUGAAAUAGAAUAUGUUGGUUAAGUAUUAAGGUACAUGAUUGGCUAACUGUACAUCUUUAUCACCUGUUCUGUAAUUGCUUUUGUUUCUGGCAAUUUUAUUUGUGCAUUGUGCUGAUUUGUAGAGGACAUUGUCUGGAUAUAGUGUUAGAAUUAACAGAUAUUUAGUAUGUAAUGUUCUCUCAUUGAUUUAGUGAGUGCUCUAUUUAUUGUUGGUAUGUAAUUUCACAAUCAUUGCACUAAAUAGUUGUAACUCCUGUUACAUCAAGACAGUGUUUGCAAGUAUUGUCUGAAUUUAUGAAGUAUUGUUCUGUAUGCCCUUUCACUAAUAUAUUGUUUUUCACCUGGUUAUAGAAAGGAAAAAGUAAUUAAUGUUUGCCAUUUUAAAAGUAACAUUAAAAAAUCAGUUCAGUGAUAAUAUAGUGUAUCAGCUUUCUUAUGUUAGAAGUAUUUAAUCGUUUGUUUGUCACUAAAUAAUGUAUCUGAAUGUCAUUGUAGCAAAUACUUUGUACUGUACGUGAAAUGUGCAUGAUUUUGGAAACUUGUUCAAUCAAAUGUACUCCAGUAGUAUAGAGGGAAUAAUAAAUAAAUUGGCAUAUUGCUUUUUUGUCUGA